Patiria miniata (bat star) is the source of this 1497-nucleotide messenger RNA. RefSeq names its product cell wall protein RBR3-like. The transcript is spliced from 10 exons. Bases 1 to 1497 code for a protein of 498 amino acids. The record is from RefSeq and is a predicted model, not a curated record. Lineage: Eukaryota; Metazoa; Echinodermata; Asteroidea; Valvatida; Asterinidae.
AUGUCUCCCAACAAUAACGAAAAGGAGCAUCGCCACCUUGGAACUUCGUCUGGAAAUGACCUGAAUGUUACCACCACAACACCAAAGCCUACAUCGAUCUCCGUAGCGGGUAGCCCUACCACCGGCAACGCAUCCCGUCAAGCAACUGGAAACGAGGAAGCGACGACAUCUAGCUCUAAUCUUUCGUCACCAGAGUCUGCUUCUGAAGUGUCGCCGAAACUAUCCAUGAAAGAGAAAGUCACCCAGCAUGAGAACUUCAUGAGAGUGCCCACAGCAGCUCCAAAGCCUACAUCGAUCUCCUUAGCGGGUAGCCCUACCACCGGCAACGCAUCCCGUCAAGCAACUAGAAACGAGAAAGCGACGACAUCUAGCUCUGAUCUUUCGUCACCGGAGUCUCCUUCUGAAGUGUCGCCGAAAAUAUCCGUUAAAGAGAAAGUCGCCCAGCAUGAGUCCUUCGUGAAAGUGUCCACAGCAGCAUCAAAGCCUACAUCGAUUCCCGUAGCGGGUGGCCCUACCACCGGCAACGCAUCCCGUCAAGUAACUAGAAACGAGGAAACGACGAACUCUAGCUCUAAUCUUUCGUCACCGGAGUUUGCUUCUAAACUGUCGCCGAAAAUAUCCGUUAAAGAGAGAGUCGCCCAGCAUAUGCAGCAUGAGAACUUCGUGAAAGUGUCCACAGCAGCACCAACGCCUACAUCGAUCCCCUUAGCGGGUAGCCCUACCACCGGCAACGCAUCCCGUCAAGCAACUGGAAACGAGGAAGCGACGACAUCUAGCUCUGAUCUUUCGUCACCGGAGUCUGCUUCUGUAGUGUCGCCGAAAACAUCCGUUAAAGAGAAAGUCGCCCAGCAUGAGUCCUUCGUGAAAGUGUCCACAGCAGCAUCAAAGCCUACAUCGAUUCCCGUAGCGGGUGGCCCUACCACCGGCAACGCAUCCCGUCAAGCAACUGGAAACGAGGAAGCAACGACAUCUAGCUCUGAUCUUUCGUUACCGGAGUCUGCUUCUGAAGUGUCGCCGAAAAUAUCCGUUAAAGAGAAAGUCACCCAGCAUGAGAACUUCGUGGAAGUGUCCACAGCAGAUCCUCAAGAAAUGUCUCCCAACAACAACGAAAAGGAGCAUCGCCAUCUUGAAACUUCGUCUGGAAAUGACCUGAAUGUUACCACCACAACACCAAAGCCUACAUCGAUCUCCGUAGCGGGUAGCCCUACCACCGGCAACGCAUCCCGUCAAGCAACUGGAAACGACGAAGCGACGACAUCUAGCUCUGAUCUUUCGUCACCGGAGUCUGCUUCUGAAGUGUCGCCGAAAAUAUCCGUUAAAGAGAAAGUCGCCCAGCAUGAGUCCUUCGUGAAAGUGUCCACAUUAGUCACAGUCUGGAACUCUGCUCCACAUCUUGAGUGGAUCAAGCCGUUGGUGACUGGACUGGCCACAUGUGUGUUGACCCCAAUGUGGUCCAUGUGGCUUACAUUUCAUGGCGAUCUUGCCAGGACCUCGUAG